CUCCCAAACAUUUAAUAUCAAAUUCCAUUAAAGUGUUGUUGGUGUCACUGCUUGUGAUUGUCAAAAAUUGAAAACGUAAACAGAUAAGUUCUCAUUAGUAAAUGUUAAAUAUGUGUUUUAAUUUCUUAUAAAUUUUAUGGUUCCGAUACAAAAAGGACAAUGGAAGGAGUUCUUUGGAAAUGGACUAAUUACUGGAAUGGGUGGCAAACUCGCUGGUUUAUUCUCGAAAACGGAGUACUGACUUACUACAAGUCGCAAGAAGAAGUUAAUCAGGGUUGUAGAGGUUCCAUUAAAGUGCAAGCAUGUGAGAUUAAUGUAAACGCCAUUGAUAACACACGUUUAGACCUUGUAAUUCCCGGCGAACAACACAUUUAUCUCAAAGCUGCAACAUCGCAAGAAAGGCAACAGUGGUUAGUUGCUCUUGGGAGUGCUAAAGCUUGUGUGCAAAAAAGAACUCGAAACGAACCUAGUGAGUUCAAAGUUAAUAACAACUCUGAGCCUAAUAGCAAUGCCUUGAAGAAAAAGAAAUCAGAGUUAAGGCUCUAUUGUGAUUUAUUGAUGCAACAAGUGCAUGUUAUUAAAAAUGCAAACGGCGAUGUUGAAAAAAUGGAUGAUGCUACAAGAUUGUUAGGAGCCACUUGUGAUACUUUCAUUAAGACAUUAGAAGAAUGCAUGGAAUUGUCAAAUGCUAAUGUUAUGUAUAACGUUGUGCCCAAUCAUGACGCUAUUUUACCACCGACAAAGAAGAUAUAAAUGUACUUCUUACUCAAAGUUCUCAUUUCUAAUUUCUUUUUCAGAAAUAAUGGAUCUUGUUUAUGUUUUAUGUUACCGUCAAAGCCGGUAUUUCAUGAAAUGACUAGUCUUCGAUUCAAUAUACUUUAACUAUAGUUGUACUAUUGGGUGUUCCGUCUAAACUGAACAAUGAUUAUCAGCCGAUAAAUUCAUUACUGCUAUAAUUGGUAAGGUUUAUGUUGAUUAUGGCAUUUUUAGAUUAUUUUUACUUAGAUUAUAUUUUAUUUAGAGUACUCGUCAUGUUUAGAUAUUUUUUUUCAAAAAUCUAUAACCACUCCUUUACAUGCUAUUGUGGAAUCGUAUUUGGGUAUAGAUCGUAUACAAAGGGAAAUAUUAGGUCUUCUUUAGUGUAUUCAUAAUUGAAGAAAAAAUAGUUAACAAAGUUCUAAAAUUUGUUAAUAUUUUUUUCCAAUUUUAAAACAUAAAAGUUGAGAUCUAACCUUUUUCUUUCUAGUACGAUUUUAUAAGAGAUAAGGAAAGGCUGAUGAAAACUUCCUUGGAUUGACUCGAUUAGUACUUCUACUAGAGAUGAAUUCCAAGUAAUGCAAAAGUGGUAAUUUCGCCAAAUUGCAAAUAUAAUCUUUGCAUUGAUAAAUGCAUUGUCUAGUAUGUUUAGCCAUUUUGAAUAUUUUUUAUGUUCACUUACCUUCUCUUCAAAAAUAUACUAUAACUCUUCCAUUUGAUGAUGUUAUGAAAUCGUACUUGGGUGUUAGAAAGGGAAAGGUUAGGUUUUUUUUAGUGUAUUCAUAACGGAAUAAAACAGUUUGCAAUUUUCCGAAUAGUUUUUUUACAAUUUUGAAAACACAAAAGUUGAAAUAUAACCUUUUUCUUUCUAGUACAUAUUAAAAUGCUAAUCAUAAAUCUGUCAAGUGUUUCAAAAAUGGCUAGACUGAAGGGAAGACUGAUUAAAACUCUUUUAGAUUCACUCGUCUGAUCUAAAAACGCAGUCAAAACCUAGUUUUCUAUUUAACUCUUUAGUGUCCAAGUAUCGAAAAAUAAUGAGACCAAUAGUUUCCAAGAUGAACAUACAUCAUCAAGAACGUUGUAAUUAUAUUUUAAUAUUCUUUUAAUUGCUGUUGAAUGCUAUUAAAAAUGAAUCCUAAGCGCUGGCUCUUGUAUAUGCAAAAAGUGGUUAUUUCUUCAAAUUGCAAUUUGUAUUUAUAAUCUUCGCAUUGAUAAAUGCAAUGUCUAGAAAUUAAUUUUUUUAUGUGCACUUACCUCUUCAAAAAUGUAGGUAUUACACUUCCUUUUGAUGAUAUUAUAAAAUCGUACUUGGGUGUUAGAAAGGGAAAGGUUAGGUCUUCUUUAGCGUAUUCAUAACUGAAUAAAAUACUAGUUAACAAACUUCAGAUUUUAUUAUUUGUUCCAUCUGAAAAACUUAGAAAUCAAAGGACGUAUGUCUGUAGAACUCAAGCCUAAUGUCAAAAGAAAAAUGUCAAAAAAAUUAAGCAAAUUAAAUUAUUAUUGAAAUAUAGUUUUGUCCCACACACCAUUUACGGGUCGUGUAGCGUUCGUGUGUAAUUUAUGUUACGAAUUCACGGUAUCUAACAGUUUACUUUUGAGGUAAUUUCAGUUUAAAUUUUGACAGCAGGCUGAACUAAUACACGACACCGGACACACGUUCUCAAGUGAUACGCCUACUUGAUAGAAGAACUUUCUGAUCGCUUUGUAUAAUAACACUGGAGGAAAGCCUUAUGUUUUAUGUUACCGUCAAAGCCGGUAUUUCAUGAAAUGACUAGUCUUCGAUUCAAUAUACUUUAACUAUAGUUGUACUAUUGGGUGUUCCGUCUAAACUGAACAAUGAUUAUCAGCCGAUAAAUUCAUUACUGCUAUAAUUGGUAAGGUUUAUGUUGAUUAUGGCAUUUUUAGAUUAUUUUUACUUAGAUUAUAUUUUAUUUAGAGUACUCGUCAUGUUUAGAUAUUUUUUUUCAAAAAUCUAUAACCACUCCUUUACAUGCUAUUGUGGAAUCGUAUUUGGGUAUAGAUCGUAUACAAAGGGAAAUAUUAGGUCUUCUUUAGUGUAUUCAUAAUUGAAGAAAAAAUAGUUAACAAAGUUCUAAAAUUUGUUAAUAUUUUUUUCCAAUUUUAAAACAUAAAAGUUGAGAUCUAACCUUUUUCUUUCUAGUACGAUUUUAUAAGAGAUAAGGAAAGGCUGAUGAAAACUUCCUUGGAUUGACUCGAUUAGUACUUCUACUAGAGAUGAAUUCCAAGUAAUGCAAAAGUGGUAAUUUCGCCAAAUUGCAAAUAUAAUCUUUGCAUUGAUAAAUGCAUUGUCUAGUAUGUUUAGCCAUUUUGAAUAUUUUUUAUGUUCACUUACCUUCUCUUCAAAAAUAUACUAUAACUCUUCCAUUUGAUGAUGUUAUGAAAUCGUACUUGGGUGUUAGAAAGGGAAAGGUUAGGUUUUUUUUAGUGUAUUCAUAACGGAAUAAAACAGUUUGCAAUUUUCCGAAUAGUUUUUUUACAAUUUUGAAAACACAAAAGUUGAAAUAUAACCUUUUUCUUUCUAGUACAUAUUAAAAUGCUAAUCAUAAAUCUGUCAAGUGUUUCAAAAAUGGCUAGACUGAAGGGAAGACUGAUUAAAACUCU
Tribolium castaneum (red flour beetle) is the source of this 3378-nucleotide messenger RNA. RefSeq names its product pleckstrin homology domain-containing family A member 3. The record is from RefSeq and is a predicted model, not a curated record. The coding region runs from base 160 to 753 and encodes 197 amino acids. Gene Ontology annotation, cellular component: early endosome; trans-Golgi network; recycling endosome. Gene Ontology annotation, biological process: receptor recycling; retrograde transport, endosome to Golgi; endosome organization. NCBI's taxonomy places the organism in Eukaryota, Metazoa, Arthropoda, Insecta, Coleoptera, Tenebrionidae. The transcript is spliced from 6 exons.